Molecule: messenger RNA, 1098 nt
Organism: Selaginella moellendorffii
Lineage: Eukaryota; Viridiplantae; Streptophyta; Lycopodiopsida; Selaginellales; Selaginellaceae
Product: putative receptor protein kinase ZmPK1
Exons: 2
Coding region: 1-1098 (365 amino acids)
Source: RefSeq, a predicted model, not a curated record
AUGCCCGACCACUGUUCCAAGUUCUUCUUCUUCGCCAUCGGCCUCCAGCUGGUAACCAUCCCUCUCCUCGUCUCCUCACAGUCUUCGGUCGAGGCGGGCUACAGCUUGGAACUCAGUAGGCCCAUCACUCGCAACGUCCUGGAACUACAAAAAGAUGGCGAGAUCCAAGCAGCGUUUGGCUUUACCUCGCGUUCCAUGACCUGGGCUGUCUUGUAUUCUCUGUCCGCCUACUUGGUAGCCCAGCCAAACGACGAGAAAGCGCAGGUCAUAACGCCUGCAACAGUGGUGUGGAGAGCUACAGAGAAACUAGUUCAUCAAGGUGCGUACCUUAACUUCACCGAAGAUGGAAACUUGGAAUUGAGUGAUCGCGAUGGAAGCUUGGUGUGGUGCACGGGAACGGCUGGCUCUGGAGCACAGAUCCUCGCGCUGGAAGCUCCUGGGAAUCUCGUCCUUCGCACCCGGAAUGGGACUUUGGUGUGGCAGAGCUUCGAUCAUCCCACGGACGCCUUGUUCCCUCAGCAGCAGUUGAAACCAGGAAUGAAAUUAGUCGCGAGUGUCUCAAGCGAGAACACGCAGGAAGGAUACUUCUCCCUCGAGGUCGAUCGGUUCUCGGUAGUCUUGUACUCGGCUAGUCCCGUGUAUGGAGAGCUUUGGAGCUCCGGAUCCAGCAAGGUCGAGAUAUCCCACGUCCUUCUCUCCGCAAGCAGCCUAAAGAUUUACGGCCAAAACGGCACAGUUCUUUGGUCCUCCCAAGCGUUUAGUCCAGUCACGGAUGCCACAGGGUUCCAGCUGCUUAAGAUUUAUCCCAAGGGGGAGCUUCGUCUUCUCACUGGACAAUCAAGGACGAAGGAAAUGAUUAUUCUCAAUCCAAGUUUCAAGGAGAAAAGCUUGCCUCCGACGUGUGGUACAAACUGGCUUCCCAAAAACACCGGGUGCUCCUGUCCAGAGUUGAAGAAUGGAAACAACUCCAUGCAAAUACCAGAUGCUGGAAGCCAAAGACUUCUACUACUACGCACCAGCGAAUCUUUCGAGCGGUGGAAUCCACAACAUCACUCGAGAGGCUUGCAAGACCCUGUGCAUCAACAACUGUACAUGUAA